Molecule: messenger RNA, 738 nt
Organism: Gilbertella persicaria
Lineage: Eukaryota; Fungi; Mucoromycota; Mucoromycetes; Mucorales; Choanephoraceae
Product: phosphatase phospho-type
Exons: 5
Coding region: 1-738 (245 amino acids)
Molecular function (GO): phosphatase activity
Source: RefSeq, a predicted model, not a curated record
AUGACUAUUAAAGGAAUUGCUGUAUUUGACUUUGACUGGUCACUUAUCGAACAGGACAGCGAUUAUUGGACCAUUCAUAGCCUAUCACCGGAGAUAUGGCAAGAAGUUCGUGAAAAGCAAGCUUCUUAUCAAUGGACAGACUUGAUGGAUUUUGCCCUGUGUCGAUUGCAAGAAGCUGGUUUUACCAAAGGCGAUAUAGUGAAUGUAUUAAAGAUGAUACCUUUUUCAGAGGAAAUGCGAUCUUUACUGCUAGAAUUGAAGAAGAAGGACGUACCUGUUAUUCUUUUAUCGGACGCAAAUACUUUUUAUAUUAAUACUAUUUUGAUGGCAUAUGGUGUUCGUGAAUGUGUCACAGAGAUUAUUACAAACCCUGCCUAUGAGGACAAACAAGGUCGUUUGCGUGUUGAGCGUUAUAUUCGAUCUUCAGACCCACAACAUCAAUGCAAGAAUCUGUGUUCUGUAAACAUUUGCAAAGGACAAGAGUUGGACAAAGUCAUCGAACGUCAUGGAGGUAUUGAAGUUGUUCAGAAGAUUGCUUAUACAGGUGAUGGAAGAAAUGACUUUUGUCCUGCUACUCGGUUAAGAGAUAUCGAUACUUUUUUUAUGCGAAAAGAAAAAGGUUUGGAUAGAUACUUUGAACAGGUACCUGAAGAAAAGCAACAAAUCACUUCCAAAAUUGUGUAUUGGUUGAAACCACAGACUGUUCUAGAGCAUAUGCCUGCUUUUCUUACUUUGUAA